This is a messenger RNA of Strongyloides ratti, 936 nucleotides long. RefSeq names its product Ribokinase. Gene Ontology annotation, molecular function: ribokinase activity. The record is from RefSeq and is a predicted model, not a curated record. Gene Ontology annotation, biological process: D-ribose metabolic process. Bases 1 to 936 code for a protein of 311 amino acids. The transcript is spliced from 3 exons. NCBI's taxonomy places the organism in Eukaryota, Metazoa, Nematoda, Chromadorea, Rhabditida, Strongyloididae.
AUGAUAAAUGAAGAAUCAAAAAUUCUUGUAUUUGGAUCUAUUGUUCAAGAUUUAAUAAGUUAUGCUAAAAACUUUCCAAAACCAGGAGAAUCAGUAAGAGGUACAUCUUUUAAAAUGGGAUCAGGAGGAAAAGGAGCCAAUCAAGCUGUGGCAGCAGCCAAAUUAGGAAGUAAUGUUAAGAUGAUUGGUGCUGUUGGAGAUGAUAUUUUUGGAAAAGAAAAUAUUAGUAAUAUUGCUAAAUCUGGAGUAAAUGUUGAAGGUAUUGUAAAAAUAAAAACUGAAUCUACUGGUACUGCUACAAUUUUUGUUAAUGAAGAAGGUGAAAAUAGUAUUGUUGUAGUAUUAUCAGCAAAUUAUAUGCUUAACCAACAAAAAGCUAUUGAAUCGGAGGAAGAUGUAAAAAAAAGUAAUGUUGUUAUGAUUCAAAAUGAAAUUAAUGAGGAUGGAAAUUUAACAAUUUUAAAAAUUGCUAAAAAACAUAAUGUUAAAACAUUAUAUAAUCCUGCACCUGGAUUACCAAACUUAAAUAAAGAAAUUUUAAAAUAUACUGAUAUACUUAUAGCUAAUGAAAAUGAAACAGAAUUUUUAGUGGAAAAAGAAGUAACUACUGAUAAUAAUUUUAUAGAAGCAGCAAAAUUAUUAAUUAAUUUUGUCAACGAAGCUGUAAUUUUAACACGUGGAAAAAACUCAACUAUAGUAGCUAUUAAAAAUGAUAAUAAUAAUAUUGAAACAUUUACUAUACCAAUAAUUUCUGUUAAAGCUGUUGAUACAACAGGAGCUGGUGAUUGUUUUUGUGGUUCAUUUAUUCACGCUUACAUCACAAAAAAGUUAUCAAUAAAAGAAAGUAUUAUCUUUGCUACUAAAGUUGCUAGUUUAUCUGUACAAAAACUAGGAACACAAUCAUCAUAUCCAUUUAAAGAUGAAAUUAAUUUUUAA